AUGAAUCUCCACAACCUCCCGUGCAUUGAAUUCCUAGUGGGGGCAUUCUUACUAUGGAUAGUUGUUGCAAAAAGACAUCAUAUUAUUAACAUCGUGAUCUCUAGCGUUAUAUAUCCAAUCAAAAAUGACGAAGGAGAGUCCAUCCGAGGGCCAAGUUGGCAAUCUUUAGAUGGUCAAUGCCUUGAAAAGUUUCUUGAUGGGCGUAGUGCCAGUCAAGUUUGGCGUCAGCAUGGUCCAGUGUAUCGUAUCUGGUCAGGAUUUACUCCUGAAGUUGUGGUAACAAGACCAGAGGAUGUGAAGACUUUCCAUGCAGAUUCAUCAAGCCACAGAAAGUCCCCCUCUAGUAAUGGAGGCUGGUUCUUCCAUCAGAUGCUAGGUGACUGCAUGGGCUUGAUAAAUGACCAACGCUGGAAGGAGGUGCGAGCGCAAUUACAUACAUACUUCACUCAUGGUGCUGUCAUCAAAUCCUGUGAUUUUAUCUCGGACUUCACGAUGGAUUAUUUCCGAUGCCUUGAGACCAAGGAAGCCAACACUAUAAAGCCACAAGCUGUUACUUCCUUCUCACGCUUCCCUUUCUUGGCAACUGCCGAGUAUAUAUACGGGCCAUUGACAGAGACAGAAAAGGAUCGGCUUUGGACACUGGGACAGCGAAGUCUUACACUUAUGGUCCAUGUUUUGGAAGGAGGAGUGUAUCGAUUCGGGAUUUGCCGUUGGCUAAAGCCGAAACAAUAUCUGAAACUCAAGGAAUUUGAGAAAGACUGGACUGAAUUCAACGAGGCUAUCGUGGAAGCGAGGAAGACCCAAAACAAGACCCCGCCAGUCGUGGAAGCAUGGAGAGCAGUGGAUGAAGGCGUGGUCGCCAAAAAGGAGAUGAUUCAAACAAUGAGUGAGAUACUCUUUGCAAAUCUCGAUGUGUCAACAAAUGUUCUGAGUUGGUUGAUCAUAUUUAUUGCCGAGGAUGCAAGCAUACAGCGGCAACUCAGGAAAGAAAUACGAGCGAAUGCUAGUCUCCGGGAUAAUUUUUGCAACAGCAAAGACUCAUUACUGCACCUCUGCUUAUUAGAGUCCAUUAGGCUUCGGCCAUUCACUGUUUUCACAAUCCCGGAAUAUUCACCCCAUAGUGUGGUCUUUGGGGGGUACACAAUUCCUCCAAAUACAAGCGUUGUGGUUGACACACUGGCAAUCAACUACAAUCCUCAGUUUUGGGGAAAGAACAGCACCCAAUUUAAUCCUCAUCGGCUCAAGGACGUAUCCUCUACUGAUCUUCGAUAUAACUUGUUCACUUUCGGAUUUGGCUCGCGAAAAUGCCUGGGAAAGCACUUUGCAGAGGCAAUGGUUAAGACUUUCGUUGCUGAAUUGCUCUCUCGAUAUGAGAUUCGCAUUCCGAAUACUGCGGCUGAUGGUCAGGAUAUAAAAGAAAGGAAGGCUACCUGGGUGCCUAUCUCAGAUAUCGAGAUUAUGUUAAUUCCGGUCAUCAAUUAA
This is a messenger RNA of Penicillium expansum, 1482 nucleotides long. RefSeq names its product cytochrome P450. The transcript is spliced from 7 exons. Gene Ontology annotation, molecular function: monooxygenase activity; iron ion binding; heme binding. NCBI's taxonomy places the organism in Eukaryota, Fungi, Ascomycota, Eurotiomycetes, Eurotiales, Aspergillaceae. The coding region runs from base 1 to 1482 and encodes 493 amino acids. The record is from RefSeq and is a predicted model, not a curated record.